ACACUCACACAUACACACACACAGAGGACAGAGUUCUGUUUUUGGAGAGGGAGGAGAAAGGACUACACGGAGGGCUACACUGCUCUUAUUCUGCAGGAAAAUGAGCCGGGUGAAAUCUCUCGCGUCCGUUAGGAAACCAUGAAGUGUCCUUAGUGUGUGUGCGUGUGUUUGUUUGUUUUUUAUUAUCGGCUAACAGGAAAGGGGGGGCUGUGAAGUAGAGGCGCUCCUCCGAGUGUAGUCCUCCACCGUACGCAGGGAGCCACGCUGUUGUUGCCAGUUUCUCCGAGGAAAAGGACGGGUUCAGCCGAGAAAGACCGGAGAAGAAGAAGUUUGUGCAAGAUGCAGGGGGUUUCAGCUACUGACCUCCCUGCCUCCUCUCUGCAGUACCAGUGUGGAUCAGUGGACUAUGUGUGUUCUCCACGGCUGGUAAAGAAAGGUCCAACCCCCAGACCAUGUCACGAGAGGCCUGCUAUCAAACCCCGGCCUCAGCCCUCCACCUCACCCAGGCCGCCAACCGCACAGAAACCUCAAGUGCCCCCUAAACCUGCGCACCUGCUCGCCCUUGGGCAAGACAAGAAACCUAAGAGGAUCCCCCCGGCGCCCUGCAGGCCUUUGCCGGCACCCCCUCCUCCACCUAAACCAAAGCCCAAUCUACCCCCCCCUGGCCCGGGUGCACAGCCGCAGAGAGAGGCCCAGAAGGUUGGGCUGCUCAUCGAGAGGUUUGAGAAUUCGAGGGUACCCAUCCUGGGGGUGCUCCCACGGUCCCAGCUACACCUGUGUCUGAGAAUGGACACUGCGUCUGACAUCAACUCCUCCUGCGGCCAGGACACCACAGCGAAGGUCGCAGGAGACCCCUCCUCCUCGGACAAACUUGCACUCAGCGCCUCUGAACGGACUGACGAGGCGUCCGCCGAACUCUCCUGCCUGGCCUCCAUGCGCAUCGACGGCUCGGACGACGCCGUGCUGGAUGACUGUGCGGAGGACGACAUUGCGCGGCACGCCAUUGGUUGCCUUGACGACGUGGAGAGGGAGGAGGGCUCCUCCCACGAGCUCCUGGACAAUCCAGACUCCUCGGAGCAGAACGGGAAGAUUCCCAACCGGGACAGUGGCAUCGACAGCCCGUCGUGCGCCGCAGAAGGGGAGGUGUUCCCCAACGAGGACGCCAUUGAUGAGGAGGAUCAUUACGACAGCAUCACCGAAACUGAGAGUGUGUCCUGCUGCGUUACCCUGGGCAACAAGCGAGACUCAACACAGGAUGAGGACAGUGACUUGGAUGAGGGGAGCAGUGGGGAGAUACACUCUCUGACAGACACACAGACUGGGUAUCUGACAGAUACAACCUCAGAGGCACAUAAAUGCUCAGAGUCUCAGAAGCUCCUGAACAUCGCCAAAGAGCUUCUCCACACUGAAGAGGCUUAUGUCAAAAGACUCAACCUCCUCGACCAGGUAUUUUGCACUAAGCUCACAGAGGCUGGAAUCCCUCAGGACGUCAUUACAGGGAUCUUCUCCAACAUCUCCUCUAUCUACUGCUUCCAUGACAAGUUCCUGCUCCCCGAGCUCAAGACUCGCAUUACCGGAGAAUGGGACUCCAACCCUCGUAUCGGAGACAUCCUCCAGAAACUGGCUCCAUUCAUGAAGAUGUACGGAGAAUAUGUGAAGAACUUUGACCGAGCCAUGGACCUGGUCAACACCUGGACGCAGCGGUCCUCACAGUUCAAGAGUGUCGUCCAGAAUAUACAGAAACAGGAUGUGUGUGGAAACCUGACGUUGCAACACCACAUGCUGGAGCCGGUCCAGAGGAUUCCUCGCUACGAGCUGUUGCUCAAAGACUACCUGAAGAAGCUGCCUGAUGACGCUCUCGACCGAAAAGACGCAGAGAAGGCACUGGAGCUAAUCUCUACUGCAGCUAACCACUCCAAUGCAGCAAUCAGGAAAAUGGAGAAGAUGAACAAGCUGCUGGAGGUUUAUGAGCGGCUUGGGGGAGAAGAGGACAUAGUUAACCCAGCCAAUGAGCUCAUCAAAGAAGGACAUAUCAAGAAGAUGUCAGCCAAAAACGGAACAGCACAAGACCGAUACCUCUACCUGUUCAACAAUAUGGUGCUAUACUGUGUGCCUAAACUCAGACUGAUGGGACAGAAGUUCAGCGUCAGAGAGAGGAUUGACAUCGCUGGCAUGGAGGUGCAGGAGAAUGUGAAGCAGAACCUUCCUCACUCGUUUGCCAUCAUCGGCAAGCAGCGUUCACUGGAGCUGCAAGCCAGGACAGCUGAGGAGAAGGAAGAUUGGAUUCAGGUGAUCCGGGCCACCAUCGAAAGGCACAAACAAAACAGCGAAACAUUCAACAAAGCUUUUAACAGCUCCUUCUCUCGAGAGGAUGACCAUCUCCCUGACUCACCGGGUCCCUGGUGCAACACGUCCAUGGACUCAGAUAGUGAAAAACUGCAUGAAAGGAAGAGUUCCAAGAAAAAGGAGAAAGAGAAGCAAACUUGUAAAGGCUGUAGCGAGAGCUUCAAUUUCACCAAGCGCAAACAUCACUGCAAGGCCUGUGGAGCGGCCAUCUGCGCAAAGUGUUCAAAGACUUUGGACAACAAAACGAGCAAAGUGUGCCCAGAGUGUUUCGACGCCAGCCUCAGCCUGGAGAACUUCGGUGUCAGUGAGCAGAAAAGGAAAGCUGCGCCUGAGAGACAGACAUCUCUAACAGGGGAGAACUGUUUACUGUGUGGCCACCUCCAAGUGCAAGAGAAAGGGAAGAGUUGGGCCAAGAUGUGGGUGGCUGUGACCAAGACUGAGCCACUGGUGCUGUACUUGCAGAGCAAUGGACAGGACUCCAAGGGGGCACGGGUGGUGCCUCUUCCUGGUUUCGAAGUGAGCGUGAUGCAGCCAUCAGCCGCAGAGAAGUCAGAAGUCAAGCACGCACUCCGGCUCAGUAACACCCAGCAAACUUUGCUCCUAAGUGCCCAAGACGCAGAGCUUCAGGCCAAGUGGGCGGACGUUCUCUCCAAAGCUUCCCGCGGAGAGACGCCCACAGACGCAUCGACGAGCAUGACUGAAAACAGGAAAAGCCAAUAGUGGCCAUGUUGGAGCCAAAGGACUCGCGCCCCCUCUUCUCCCUCCCUCCUCCCUCCCUCUCCUGUGUAUAGAGCACACAUUACUUGAAUUCACUUAACCUUGGCACUUUUUUUUUUUUUUUUUUUUUUUUCUUUUGAAAGGACCACUCAAUCCUUCCUAUGCCACUUCAGUCUUAUCUUCAUGGCUACUUCUUCCCCUCUUUCCAUCUCUCUGUCUCCCUUGAAUAAAAACUCGCAAAAAGAAGAAGGACUAUGCUAUCAUGCCACCAAACGCCACUGUAUGUAUGUGUGGUUAGGAUAUUUUAUUUCUCUCAGUGUUUUCAACAGUUCAGAGAGGAUUGCUGAAGAACUCAUGUUUUAUUUGUAAUAUAGUUGAAUAAGGUUUCUGUAAGUUUUUUUUUUUAAAGAUGAAGUUCCUUGUACAUGCGACCGUGUUGUGAAGCAUUAACUCUUAUGUCUGUCUUUCCAUUCGUACGAAUGUGUGUGUAUGUAUGUGUGUGUGUGUAUAUGUGUGUGUUUGAAGGUGAGCCCACUCCCAUGUUUAUUAAGUAUUGAAUGUUAGUGUAAGUAACCUGCGCCACCUCUCUGUUCUCUUCACUCAUGUUUGGGGACAGUGGCAGUUCAGUGGGUAUUGUACAGUAUGUAUACUAUAGUGAGAUGUAAGGAAACAAAGGAAAAAAAGACAUUUUAACUUAAAAAAAAGAGAACACAGAGAUGUGUACACUUGUGGCUGGCCACCUGAUGCUCCCACUGUCAGCUCCCAUCUUACAGACUCUCUCCUCAUACUCCUCUCUCCUGUAGCGGUAAUAACUCUCUCCCAUUAUCGUCUUUGGACACUGAGACCUCUAAUCUGAGUCUGAUCCACCACAUUUCCACUCUCUCAUUAUUGUGACUCGUCCAGAUGAGAGCACACAGCCAGAAUGGGAUCACAUGGCCUCAAUCCUGACCCAGUGCUGCAGGUUCAGAAAUAAAUAAAUAAAUCCUGUGUAGUUCUCUCUCUCUCUCAGCAUAGCAACCGUUUGUCCGCUUCUCUUCCCUUUGGUGAUGUGAUGGAAACCAAGUACUGUACUGUAAAACUGUUUAUUCUGCCUUGCCCCCCAGUACCCUGCUCCUAUCAGCACCAGCCUUUAAGCAAAAGUAGCAACAAAAAAAAGAAAAUCUCAUCAUUGGAUCUCUUUGUGCAUGUAAACUCACUCAUAUUUAUGUACCGUGCUUUGAAAUCUUGCCCCACCCCGCCCCUCCCCCUCUUUUUAUGCUCCAGAAUUCAUUCUUUGUCGUACUGUAAGUGAGCAGAGUCAGCAUUGUGUUUUUAAACAUGGAUUGUGCACAGUGGAAAAGCAGUCAAGCAUAUCAUCAAUAAAAACAGAUGUUGUGGUGCACUCAGUACCACAUUGUCCGAGCA
Messenger RNA from Lates calcarifer (barramundi perch), 4467 nucleotides. It is a transcript of the gene fgd, whose product is annotated as faciogenital dysplasia. Gene Ontology annotation, biological process: cytoskeleton organization; filopodium assembly. Gene Ontology annotation, cellular component: cytoplasm. The record is from RefSeq and is a predicted model, not a curated record. Bases 340 to 3066 code for a protein of 908 amino acids. Gene Ontology annotation, molecular function: guanyl-nucleotide exchange factor activity; metal ion binding. The transcript is spliced from 19 exons. Lineage: Eukaryota; Metazoa; Chordata; Actinopteri; Centropomidae.